AUGAUCUGUGUCCAGCCGGAAGAUGAAUGGAAACUCGAGCAAGGCCUUGCAGCCGCCGAGCUGCCCAUCCGCGACCAGACUCUCCCUGAGGGUCAGUUUGUCGAAGACGUAGCACUCGACGAAGAGAUCAUCAAGGAGCUUGAGGAGGCUCGAGAAUAUCUCGAAAAGGAGGAGAUUGAUCCGAAUCUGGUGUUCGCCGAAGAACGCGAGGGCUGGCACGGAUACAUCGAAUGGGAACAGUACCCGGAGAAAAAGGCGCUUGCGCACAAGAUCAUGAUCACCAACAAAUUCCCUCCGCCGCCCGAGUUCCAGCUGGGUCCUAUUCCGAACACAAACCCUGUUCUGGAAGGUGUUCGCUGGAAACAGUGGCACAAGGCCAUUGGAGGGCCUCUGACCUCUGUCCCCGAAGAAUCAUGGCUGCGAGUGAUCCAGGAGAAGCACCCCGAGAUGCUGCAUCUGUUGCAAUUCCCCUACAACGGUGAACCCCCAAAGCGCCUGGUCACUGCCAAACCAGUCACCCCGAACCCGUUGCAUUUCAUCAGAAACCACGGUGGAAUCCCUGACAUUGAUGCGGACGCAUGGGAGCUCAAACUCGAUGGCCUGGUCAAGCAUCCCCGUACUUUUACUCUAAAGGAUCUUCAGAACGAAGAAAUCUUCCCGCGGAUGGAGAAAAUGGUGACCAUCCAAUGCUCUGGUACGCGCCGUAUCGAGCAGAUUCAGAUGUACGCGGGUGAGGGUGACGAGAUGAUCAACGCACCCUGGGCAGAAGGAGCCAUCGGCACGGCUCGCUAUAUGGGCGUCUCGCUCAAGAAGGUCAUCAAGCAGUGUGGCGGUAUGGCCGACGGCGGGAAACAUCUCGAAUUUCACGGGGCGGACACCUACUUCAAGCAGAACGAGGUCAUGAAUUACCUGGUCAGCGUGCCGUGGUCCAAAGUCAAGGCCAACGAGGUGAUGCUCGCGUGGGAGAUGAACGGUGAGCCUCUGCCCAAGAUCCACGGUUACCCUGUGCGUCUAGUUGUCAUGGGCUAUAUCGGCGCCCGCUCCGUGAAAUGGGUCUACCGCAUCCGCGCGCUCCCCCACCCGACCCGGGCCCCCGUCCAGAGCAAGGAGUACCUGUACUUCAACCAGCAGGUGGGCAAGCACAACCAGCUCCCGGUGAUGGGAAUUCAGAUCCAGGAGAUGCCCGUGUCCAGCGCCAUCAUGUCACCCUGGACCAAGCAGGUCGUGGUGCACGAAGGCAAGAUCGCAUGCAAGGGCUGGGCCUACUCGGGCGGCGGUCGAUGGCCCGAGCGAGUUGAGCUCUCAGCCGACGGCGGCUUCUCGUGGUACUCUGUUCCGAACGAGAACCUCUCGACCAAACACAAAUGGGCGUGGCGGACCUGGGAGUUCGACCUGCCCUGCGACGUGGAGGGGUGGAUCGAGAUUGUCGUGCGCUGCUGGGACAACAGCCUCAACACGCAGCCGCUCGAGGUGCGCAACUCGUGGAACUGGGGCCUGCAUGUGACGUCGUCGUGCCACCGCGUCAAGAUCUACAGCGUCAACAAGAGCCGGGAGCUGACGCGCAAGAGGAUCGAGGAUUUCGCAAAGAGAGGCGAGUCGCUCGUGCCCAUCACCCGCCCGACAGAGUUCCAGACCAUGACUCCGGACGAGUACGACGAGUGGUGGUCCAAACACGAUCCUCGGGACGUGGACGAAUGA
Molecule: messenger RNA, 1698 nt
Organism: Fonsecaea nubica
Lineage: Eukaryota; Fungi; Ascomycota; Eurotiomycetes; Chaetothyriales; Herpotrichiellaceae
Exons: 2
Coding region: 1-1698 (565 amino acids)
Cellular component (GO): mitochondrion
Molecular function (GO): oxidoreductase activity; molybdenum ion binding
Source: RefSeq, a predicted model, not a curated record